Messenger RNA from Balaenoptera ricei (Rice's whale), 7363 nucleotides. It is a transcript of the gene MBLAC1, whose product is annotated as metallo-beta-lactamase domain containing 1. NCBI's taxonomy places the organism in Eukaryota, Metazoa, Chordata, Mammalia, Artiodactyla, Balaenopteridae. Bases 587 to 1405 code for a protein of 272 amino acids. The transcript is spliced from 2 exons. The record is from RefSeq and is a predicted model, not a curated record.
GCAGCGCCCAGUGAAUAGGGCCGUUGGUCGCCGUCCUGUUAAAAGCUAACGGUGCUUUGUAGUUUUCCAGCCCAAGGAGGGUGGCACGGAUCAGCGGGCUGAGAUCGGGUUUCAGGCUUGGGACUGCGCAGCCGCGGUCCGCGCAUGCCUGAAAACGCGCCGUAAUUAAGUUACGUGCGCGGCGACGCCUGGGCCGCCAUACUUGGGUUACGGGAGCUCGCAGAGGACAAACUCCCACGCGCUUUUCCGGUGUCUCUUCUUUCCUCAGAGUGAGGCAAGACCUAAGAGGCGCUAAAACUAGGUCCAAGGUAGAGAGCGGCUCCGGUUAGAAUGAAGAAAAUAACAAGGUUAUCUCCGGAAGGUGCCGGUUGAGGCCCUCACACGCGAGCGGGGUGGUGGCCGAAGACGCUGAGGGACGGGUGCAUUCUCGCCGAAGUUCAGUUGGGCGAUGCCAACUUAAGGGUGUGAGAGGGGUGGCAAGGAACUGAGAUUCACUCCGCGGAGGCUGGGCGAGUGUGGAAAUCCGAAGGGAGCGGACAGUCGCCGAAGGCCCCACUUCCUUUCCCCAGCCCGUCCCUCUCCGGCCAUGAGCGGUCUAGUGCGCACCGAGCCGCUGCGCGGGGAGCCUCCUCUGCGGAUGCCCGGCGACGCCUUUUCUGUGGUGGUUCUGCUGCAGGGCUACGCGGAGCCCGAGGGGGUCGGCGACGCCGUGCGCGCCGACGGCUCCGUGACCCUUGUUCUGCCCCAGGCCUGGGGCACGGCCUCCGGCCACCGAGAGCCCCCCCCGCCCGAGGGCUACGAGGCGAAGACCGCCCUGGAGGAGGCGGCCCGUGGCCCCAUCCUCGUGGACACCGCGGGGCCCUGGGCUCGAGAGGCGCUCCUGGGGGCCCUGGCGCGGCAGGGCGUGGCCCCGGGAGAUGUGACUCUGGUGGUGGGGACCCACGGACACUCGGACCACAUCGGGAACCUGGGGCUGUUUCCCGGCGCGGCCUUGCUGGUCUCGCACGACUUUUGCCUCCCCGGGGGCCGCUACCUCCCCCACGGGCUGGCUGAGGAGCAGCCUCUGCGGUUGGGGCCGGGACUCGAGGUGUGGGCCACGCCCGGCCAUGGUGGCCAGCGGGACGUGAGCGUGGUGGUGGCUGGCACGGCCCUGGGUACCGUCAUGGUAGUGGGCGAUGUGUUUGAACGUGAUGGGGACGAGGACUCGUGGCAGGCGCUGAGCGAAGACCCGGUGUCCCAGGAGCACAGCCGGAAGAGGGUCCUAGGCACUGCCGACGUGGUCGUGCCUGGUCACGGAGCCCCCUUUAGGGUGAUCAGGGAAGCCUCGGCGCCAGAGACAGAGAGUCUGGGGAACAGCCGGCCAGAUCUCGUGAUCGGAGACAAGGAGCCCACGGUGCACCGAUAAACCCCAGUCUUGACUGGAUUCCUUUCAGGGACCCCAGCCCCCCACCCCCAGACAAGGAACUGACGUCCAGGACACGAGAGGACGUGUCAGAGAGGAGUCAUGGGUUGUCACUUCCAGCCCUUCCAGGAGGCCAGUUUUCCAGCGAGGACAGAGUACUUUUGCCACAGCUGUCACCAGUAUCACUAGGACCGAGGACUGGCUCAGCUGUGUGCCACCUCUCGGGCUUCAUUAGUAAAAUGGGAGAAUGUUCUUGGGAGAGUCUUCCAAAAUAAAAGUAGAAACUGCAUUGAAAAUCAUACUGCCCUUCAACUAUUCUCCAAGAAAAAAGAAAAAAGAAAAAAAGUCAUACUGCCCUAAAUGUAAAUGUGAAGCAUUCAUAGUGAUAAUCAUGCAGAUAAAAUCCAACAAGUGCAACAAGGGGACACUUUGGCGAUACAUCGCCUGUUUCUCAGAGGAGGCAGCUUGCUGAGAGAAGGUGCAGGGCAGACAGGUAUCAUUCUAGUCAUCUGACUUUAAGUUAUUAAUUCGUUCAAUGAAUGCUGCUUAACACACCUGCAAUGUCUCAAGCACGGCUCGAGGUCACGGGGAUACAGCAGUGAGCAAGCCAGACAAACUCAAGGAGACAGGAAAACUGGACCUAUAUGAUCAGCUUCCUCUCCUCACAAGUCACUGGCAGACAUUGGCUGCAGAAUAACCCAGGCUUUCUUGGCCAGUUCUCUCCAAGAACAGCUCUCCGCUCCAGUUUGGCUGACUGCCUACCGCCUUUCAGAGACCCACAUCCUCCUCUCCUGCGGGCCUUUGAGCCCACUCCCCCCCCACUCCCCAUCCUCUCGCUUUUCUCCACCAUCUCAAACACCCAGGCUCAGCUCUCUCAUCUCCUACAGAAAACCUCCCCUGAAUGUGCCAACCUUAUUUUAAAGUCUAGCUAUGCCUUCUCUAUAUUGUUCACUUAGCAUUAGGUGAUACCUGGUGUUGGUCAUUAUUUCUGGAAAUGUCCUCUCCCCACUGUGCCCCUUGAGAGCAGAAGCUGCAAGGCCACUUGAGGUCUAGGCUCAGAAAUUGCACAAUAUCACUUACAUCACAUUCUGUUGACCAAAGCAGGCCAGCCCAGAUUCAGGGAUGGGGAAAUAGCCUCUCCAUCUUGACAGAAGGAGCUGCAAAGAAUUUGUUGCCAUUUUUUCUGUUGCAACAUACCACAAUGGGUUAGUGCACAAAUUGGUGAUGCUAAAAGUUCCCCUUCUUUUUUGGGGGGUGGGGUGGUUAUCCUAGGUUCUAUUUUUAUUUUUUGAUUUUUUAAAUUGAAUUGUAGUUGAUUUAUAAUAUUAUAUUGGUUUCAGGUAUACAACAUAGUGAUUCAAUAUUUUUAUAGAUUGUACUCCAUUUAAAGUUAUUACAAGUGGCUGUAUUUCUCUGUGCUGUACAAUACAUCCUUGUUGCUUAUUUAUUUUAUACAUAGCAGUUUGGAUCUCUUAAUCCCAUACCCCUAUUUUGCCCCUUCUCCCUUCCCUUCCCUCACUGAUAACCACUACUUUGUUCUCUAUAUCUGUGAGCCUGUUUCUGUUUUGUUGUAUACGUUCCUUUUCUUUUCCCGCCUUUGGCUGCGCUACGUGUCUUGUGGGAUCUUAUUUCUCCGACCAGGGAUCAAACCCAGGCCCCGACAGUGAAAUUGCCAAGUCCUAACCACUGGACUGCCAGGGAAUUCCCGUGUUUUGUUAUAUACAUUCUUUUUUUUUUUUUAAUUUUAUUUAUUUAAUUUAUUUAUUUUGGGCUAUGUUGGGUCUUCGUGGCUGCAUGUGGGCUUUCUCUAAUUGGGCGAGCGGGGGGCUACUCUUCGUUGCGGUGCAUGGACUUCUCAUUGCAGUGGCUUCUCUUGCUGCGGAGCACGGGCUCUAGGCACGCAGGCUUCAGUAGUUGUGGCAUGUGGGCUCAGUAGUUGUGGCUCGCGGGCUCUAGAGCACAAGCUCAGUAGUUGUGGCGCAGGGGCUUAGUUGCUCUGCGGCAUGUGGGGUCUUCCCGGACCAGGGUUCGAACCUGUGUCCCUUGCAUUGGCAGGGAGAUUCUUAACCACUGUGCCACCAGGGAAGCCCCUAUAUACAUUCUUAAAUGCAAUCUUUUAUGCCUUCUCCCAUCGCCCAAAGCACCUGUCAAUCACAUCACAUCAUUCUCUCUUCACUUCCGGAAGGGGGCAGCACUUACUUCACAGGGAAAGCAAAGACCAUUGUCCCUGCUAUCUCUGCUUCAAGCCACCUUACCAGAAAACUCUGCAUCUGCACCCAGGCUCACCUCCAGAAGAGGGGUGAUUUACCCAUUUAUUGUGGGUAGCUGUAAUUCAUUCAUUUUCACAUGCGUAGUAUUCAAUUUUGUGAAUUACCAUGUAGUGUUGGGAAAACUAGUUACCACAUGCAAAAGAAUGAAAUUAGACACUUAUGCCAUACACAAAAAUUAACUUAGAACAGACUGAAGACUUAAAUGUAAGACCUGAAGCAAUAGACUCCUAGAGGAAAACAUAGGGAAAAAGCUCUUUGGCAUUGGCCUUGGUUGUGAUUUUUUUGGAUAUGACACCAAAAGCAAAGGCAGCAAAUGCAAAAACGAGUGAGACUACCUCAAACUAAAAAGCUUCUUCAUAGCAAAGGAAACAAAAUGAAAAGGUAACCUACAGAAUGGGAGAAAAUAUUUGCAAACUGUAUAAUUGGUUAAUGUCUAAAAUAUAUAAGGAAUUCAUACAACUCAAUUGCAAAGAAGCAACCCAAUUUAAAUAUUGUCAAAGGACAUGAAUAGACAUUUUUCCGAAGAAGACAUACAAAUGGCCAACAGGUAUAUGAAAAUGUGCUCAGCAUCACUAAUCGUCAGGGAAAUGCAAAUCCGAACCACAAUGAGAUACCACUUCACACCUGUUUAGGAUGGCUAUUAUCAAAAAGAUAAGAGAUAACAGGUGAUGGCGAGAUUGAGGAGAAAAGGGAACCUGUGUGUACUGACUGUUAGUGAGAAUGUAAAUUGGUAUAACCAUUAUAGAAAACAGUAUGGAGUUUCCUCAAAAAAUUAAAAAUAAAAUUACCAUGGUAAUUACCAUUACCAUAUGAUCCCAAUCCCACUUCUGGGUAUCCAAAUGAAAUGAACUCAGUAUGUUAAAGAGAUAUCUGUACUCCCAUGUUCACUGUAGCAUUAUCCACAAUAGCCAAGAUAUGGAAACAACAUAAGUGUUCAUUAAUGGAUGAAUGGAUAAAGAAAAUGUGAGAUACACAUAUGUAUACACACACACACAGGAAUAUUUUUCAGCCUUAAAAAAGAAAAUCCUGCCAUUUUUUGGCAGCAUGGGUGAACCUGGAGGACAUUUUCUAAGGGAAAUAAGCCAGACACAGAAAGGCAAAUACUGUAUGAUCUCACUUGUAUGUGGAAUCUAAAAAGUUGAACUCAUAGAACCAGAGGAUAAAAUGGUUGCCAAGGGCUGGGGAGUGGGGGAAAUGAGGAGAUGUUGAUCAAAGGGUACAAACUUUCAGUUAUAAGUUCUGGGGAUCUAAUGUACAGCAUGGUGAUUAUACUCAACACUGUAUUGUAUACCUGAAAUUUGCUAAGUGAGUAGAUCUUAGGUGUUCUUGCCACAUACACAAGAAAAAGGUAACAGUGUGAGGUGAUGAAUGUGUUAAUUAGCUUGGUUCACGAUGUAUACAUAUAUUAAACCAUCAUGUUGUACACCUUAAAAAAUCACGCUGUACAACCUAAAUAUAUACAAUUUUUAUUAGUUUUACCUCAAUAAAGCUGGGGAAAAAUAAUUUUUAAAGCAGUUAAUUUAAUAUUAGAUAUUGGAAUGACAAAUUCAAGUCAAAGCUGCUAACAAGAGCAAAAAACUAAAAGAAGAAAUUGGAAAGAUGGCCAAAAAGUAACAAAUGGGAAAGCUGGUUUGAAGGCCACAGAGACUGUGAGGAACAGUUAAUGGAUCUAAAUCAUAAGCAUGUUUGGCUCUGGGUUAGUUACCCCUAUUAAUAGCAACACCUUAUGGUUAAUUUAAAUGUGACCCAAGUAAGAUCCCUUGCUCAUUAAUCUGGAAUUGAAUUUUCUAUUAAUUUGGUACUGAAUUCAGAGGUUACCAAAUAGGCAUAGAAGAAUCCCACCUGAUAGUGGGCUUCUCCAAAGAAAAUUUUUGCUUCUGACAAAAAUCUAGGCUAAUAACGUCCUAGAGUGUGUUAAAUUAACACAGGUUGAGAUUUUUCAGACCAAUGGUUCUGUGAAUUUGGACUGCACAUCUACCUAAGGGCUGGCUUGUGGGUAUAAAUUCUCCAGAAAGAAUUUUCUCUGUCUGUUCUGGACCAAGGUCGAAGACAGUCAAAUUCUUUGAAAUCCUCUGCUUGAGUGUGGGGUGGUGGUCUCCAGGUCACACAAUAUGAGGGUGUAGAACUUUGAGACCCUGACUUUAUGCCAGGCGGGCAAUUUCCUAUUAGACUCACCACAUUGUCAAAGACUUCGGGGUUUGUAUCCUGCUCUUGGCUUCCUGCACACCAAAUCUCAAGUUUCUUGAGCUUGGCAAAUGCCCUCAAGGGGAAAGCAGUCUUUAGUGUAUUACUCUCUGAGUUCCCAGUUUCAUUUAGAUUUUGCCCUCUGAUAAUUCCUUUAAAAUUUGACAGAUUAUCAAUGCAUUUAUUUAUUUAUUUAUUUAAAGUAGAUAGAAUGUGUUUUUUUUUUAAAUAAAUUUAUUUAUUUAUUUAUUUUUGGCUGCAUUGGGUCUUCAUUGCUGCACGCGGGCUUUCUCUAGUUGUGGCGAGCGGGGGCUACUCUUUGUUGUGGUGCGCGGGCUUCUCAUUAUGGUGGCUUCUGUUGUUGCAGAGCACGGGCUCUAGGCGUGCGGGCUUCGGUAGUUGUGGCACGUGGGCUCGGUAGUUGUGGCACGUGGGCUCAGUAGUUGUGGCUCGCGGGCUCUCGAGCACAGGCUCAGUAGUUGUGGUGCACGGGCUUAGUUGCUCCGCAGCAUGUGGGAUCUUCCCGGACCAGGGCUUGAACCUGUGUCCCCUGCAUUGGCAGGUGGAUUCUUAGCCACUGUGCCACCAGGCAAGCCCAGAAUGUUUUUUUAAAAUUAAUUAAUUAAUUUUUGUCUGCGUUGGGUCUUCAUUGCUUCGCGUGGGCUUUCUCUAGUUGUGGCGAGCGAGGGCUACUCUUUGUUGCAGUGCAUGGGCUUCUCAUUGCGGUGGCUUCUCUUGUUGCGGAGCACUGGCUGUAGGCGUGGGGGCUUCAGUAGUUGUGGCACAAGGGCUCAGUCAUUGUGGCUCGCGGGCUUAGUUGCUCUGCAGCGUGUGGGAUCUUCCUGGACCAGGGCUUGAAACCACGUCCCCUUCAUUGGCAGGCGGAUUCUUAACCACUGUGCCACCAGGGAAGUCCUAUCAAUGCAUUUUAAAAUAUUAAAAGUAUUUUUGUCAUUUAAAAAUUUUGGACUUACUGAGGUAUAAUUUACACACAGUGAAAUUUACUUUUUAGUGUUAUAACUAUACAUUUUGAUGGACAUGUAAUUGCAUAACCACAAAUGCAAUCAAGAUACAAAAUGUUUUCAUGACCCUAAAAACUUCCCUCAUGAUCCUUUGUAGUCACCUCCCUCUGGCAAUCAUUGAUGUUUCCUUUUAAAAUAGCUUUACCUUUUCCAGAAUGUCAUAUAAAAAUAGAUCAUAGAGUAUGUAGCCUUCUGAGUUUGGCUUCUCUCACUUAGCUUAAUGUAUUUAAGAUUCAUCCAUGUUGUUAAAUGUAAAAGUAAUUUGUUCCUUUUUAUUGCUGAGUAGUAUUCCAUUGUAAGGAUGUACCAGUUUGUUUAUACUGGGGUUGUUGUAUUUGAAGGAUAUUUGGUGUAUAUUAAUUUUAUAAGAAACUGUCAAACUGUUUCCACAGUGGCUGUACCAUUUUGCAUUCCCAUCAGCAAUGUUUGAGAACUCCAGUUACUCCACAUCCUCACCAACAUUGGUUUGUAAGAAAAAGUCAUUU